AUGGCCUUGCUAUCUUCGACAUCUCGUCUUACGCUGGACUUACCACCAAGCUGCAUCGCUUUCUGUCCCUCAGAUCAGAAUCUUCUUGUUGUUGGGACGUACUUCCUGCAUCCACUCGAGAACAGACAGGAGAAAAACUCACACGACGACAAUAGCGGAGAUGCAGGAGCAGAGGGGAGGUUGCAGAAGCGGAGUGGAAGUCUGAUCUUGUACCGGCUCGAAGAGGGUAGCGAUGUGAUAACUCAACUCGCCACGAAGCCCGUUGACUAUGCGGUUUUAGACAUCCAAUGGAGCCGUUAUGCGACAGGGGAAGGCCAACUUCUCGCGGUCGCGACUUCCACUGGACAGAUCGCAAUCUACCGCCUUCCUACUUCAGAAGGCAAUGCCAUCGGGAAUCUGGAGCUCUGCAGUGCCCACGCGGUGGCAGACCCGUCCAUCUUGGUCCUCUACCUUGCCUGGCAUCCUAAAGACCGCGGAACCAUAGGGUACACCCUCUCGGAUGGCACCGUAGGCUUGUGCUCGUGUGGGAGCGGCAAUGACUGGAGGGAUCCGAACUGCAGCGUAACGCUGGCUGAGGUCCACAGUCACUCCCUCGAAGCCUGGACGCUCACCUUCAACCUACCAGAUGCCUCCGCCAUCCUGUCCGGCGGCGAUGACGCUAUACUGAAAUCUUCAACCCGCAUUCCGGAUGGUGAGGAGUAUGCCCUCUCGUGGCAAGAUAGGAAAAUCCACCAAGCCGGCGUAACAGCCAUCCUACCCCUAACACCUACUCUCACGCUCACGGGAAGCUACGAUGACCACAUCCGCCUCAUAGCUUCACCAGCAACAGGUACAGGACGCCGAAAAGUCCUCGCCGAAGCAAACCUAGGCGGUGGAGUCUGGCGACUGAAAAUGCUCGAUUCGCAAAGACUACUCGAUACGAAUGAUGUACAAGCCGAUCAAGGCAUGAGCCCUCCACCCGCCCACGCUCUCAUCCUAGCCAGUUGCAUGCACGCCGGCACGCGCAUGGUGCGGCUCUCCAGGUCUCACUUAGCCUCCGUGGAGAACGAGGAUGACGUCUGGCAGUUCGAGGUCCUGGCACGGUUCGAGGAGCAUGAGAGCAUGAACUAUGCAAGCGAUGCUGUAGUUCAGGAAGGGAAAGAGGGGAAGGAGUGGAGGGUGGUAAGUACGAGUUUUUACGAUCGGUUGAUGUGUUCGUGGCGGUUUGAGUUAGAAGGAAGGGAUGAGGUGAAGCCGGAAGGUGAAAGUUGA
This is a messenger RNA of Saxophila tyrrhenica, 1251 nucleotides long. RefSeq lists its product as uncharacterized. Gene Ontology annotation, molecular function: diphthine methylesterase activity; protein binding. The record is from RefSeq and is a predicted model, not a curated record. Gene Ontology annotation, cellular component: cytoplasm. Lineage: Eukaryota; Fungi; Ascomycota; Dothideomycetes; Mycosphaerellales; Extremaceae. The coding region runs from base 1 to 1251 and encodes 416 amino acids. Gene Ontology annotation, biological process: protein histidyl modification to diphthamide. The transcript has 3 exons.